AUGAAGGUCACCAAACACAUCUACGUACCACUGGCUCUGAUUGCUACCCUCACAACAUCCUCUCUUGUCACAGGAUCUUCUCUCAGCAGACGUCCUCUGCUCGGACGAGAUGGCACGGAUAGUAGUCCUCUCCUGACUGCCAUAUCGAAUGACCCAGACCUUUCUACCUUUUACUCUCUCAUCAAGUCGACCGGCGGCACGAGCGGCAUCCCUGCUCCGUCAUUUGAGGAACGGUUCAAUAACCUCACUGAUGGACGGAAGUUUACUGCUUUUGCACCUGUCAACUCUGCUUUCAAGACUAUGAAGCCAGAAGUCCUGGCAGCUUUGACAGAACCAGCAUCAUAUGUGCUACUCGAAGCCAUCCUGAGAGCUCACAUCGCGGAAGGUGAAGUCACAACAGAAGAUGUUCUCGCGCCGGGGAAGUCUGUCAAAGCUAUAGAAGGCAUCCCGCUCACAUUUAGCAAUGCGAACAACACGGUCACAAUCAACAACCAAACCAGUCUAGCCUCUACAUCCAGGACAGUGGUCGGAAACGGAGCGAUAUUCAAGAUCAACAAAUUGAUCGAUCUAUUGGCGCUCAUUUACGGAACUGAUGUGGACGUGAAUACGCCUAUUGGAUCUACAUCCCAACCUCCGAAUGAAACGUCUGAAGGUUCAGGAACCAUUGCAUCGAUUCUGACCUCUUCACCCAACCUGUCGACAUUCACGUCUCUCCUAAACCUGACUUCUCCGGAUUUCUUCUAUUUCCUUGGCGCCACUGUCCCCGAUGGCAAGACUCUCUCCAUCUUCGCCCCGAGCAAUGGAGUAUUUGAGGCUAUAGGACUGACCGACAAGGUCGUUCAACCAAGCAACGAUCCAUUCACUUCGUACCUCCUCAAGUACCCUUUCAUUGACACAUCAACACCUGGGCAGGACAAGUCCAUUGUUAAGUUCCCUGCGACGGUUCGUAGGGACGAGGGUGGAAAUAUCACGAGCGUGAACAACGCUGCUGUGAAAGGAGAGAAGACUUGUGUAAAGAAUGCAUGCAUUUACACUGUCGAUAGAUGGCUGGACCCCAUGUUUGGAUCUUUUUAA
Messenger RNA from Parastagonospora nodorum SN15, 1074 nucleotides. RefSeq lists its product as hypothetical. The transcript has 2 exons. The record is from RefSeq and is a predicted model, not a curated record. Lineage: Eukaryota; Fungi; Ascomycota; Dothideomycetes; Pleosporales; Phaeosphaeriaceae. Gene Ontology annotation, biological process: macroautophagy. Gene Ontology annotation, cellular component: fungal-type vacuole membrane. Bases 1 to 1074 code for a protein of 357 amino acids.